AUGUUCCCAGACAUUGCCAAAGAUAUCUGGCAGCUUACUCCUUCGCAGAACAGCACGUUUGACCAGCUCGACCACGACUUCAGGCAUGGCAGGAAUUCGUUGAUGCUCCUGCAUGCGAUUCCGCGGAAGCUGCUGAGGUCUCUGAUCCAGGGCACCCUAGCAUUUGACACUGUGAACUCACGAGACGCGAGUUGCUACCCGGCAAAAAGACAGGGCAUCUAUGCCAUUGACGUAUACAUUGAAAAUCGAGGUGGGAAGUUCCUCGGUUACGACGAGAUAACCCGCGUCAUCACCGAAUUGAAGGAUUAUAUCAAGGCAUACAGGAUCAACUUGCGAACUCUACAUGGUCAGCAGGCUGAAAUUGCUGAGAGGAUGCUCUUCAAGAAGGCAUAUGCCUUUUAUGAUGCAUUUGGGACCUCGGCGACCAACAAGACACGUCUGAUUAGCAACUCUGCCGACUUUGUGCAUCAGAUCCAAGGCAUGCAGUAUGUCGGAUGCUCCGGUGACCUUGGUACCCGGGUGCCCGUUUACGCGGCCAACAAUGCCCUUGGAGGCAAGCGCACACUGGACCCGACCUCGAUCAAUACGCCGUUGAUACUUCUUCUUUCGGCCAUCAAGGCUUCUGGGCUGGUGCCCAAGACGGUGUCGAGAGAUGGCUUGAACGUGGCCGAAGGCGGCGGGCAAAGGGGCAAAGACGGGACCUCAACCAUGCGUCACAUGGAAUUCGAAGUGUUGUGUGUGCGGCCCUAUUUCAGCACAAACAUUCAGCUUUCCCUCGCCGACCUUGAGCAGAGACGCGUGUUUCCGGACAACCUCAAGGCGAUUGACAGCGCUAGGGGGGAUAUUGUGAAGCUAUUUCGUGAAUACGACGAGCACAAGCUUACGCUGGACAGACUGCUUCAGCAGUGGGAGACCGAGCUGAAGAAGGUCAUGAAGAGCAAGACGGACAGUCUGCGAUUGCAGCACACUGCGGUCACUGCCGAAGAGCUUCAAUGGCAGAGGCUCGACGAUAUCACAAUGAGGGUGUGUCUACGCCUGGGGAUACAAGACGAAGAAAUCGAAGACGUCGAAGAAGUUGAGGGUGAAGAUGAAGGGGCCAUAAUCGUGGACUAG
Molecule: messenger RNA, 1113 nt
Organism: Colletotrichum costaricense
Lineage: Eukaryota; Fungi; Ascomycota; Sordariomycetes; Glomerellales; Glomerellaceae
Exons: 3
Coding region: 1-1113 (370 amino acids)
Source: RefSeq, a predicted model, not a curated record